AUGGAUGGAGACGCUCCAAUGCUACGUGGAUGCGGACCCGACGGAGCCGGGUCGGCACGGGGGAGAGAUGUGCAUGCGGGCCCGUUUGAAGGACCACCACUGGCCUCCGCUUCCGGCUGGGAAUAUCAGGCGUCUCUCUUCCAUGUCUCAUCCCCUCUCUUUACUCUCUUUCCGCCCCCACCUCCCGCGUCCAUGGCAAAAUGGCGGCCUCGCUUCAGUUCAGUCUCGACCGCAGAUCCCGUGCAGUUCGAAGGCUCUGCAACGAAACACACGACCACAACUGCCCGAUUUCCUGUGCCAGCCUCGAGAUGCGAUCGCCUUUGCUCGUAUAUCUUUACUGCUUGUUUCCGCAAGUUUUUAUCCGUGCCCACAUACAUGCAGUCUCCAUUCUCGCCGGAUCCACUUGCCAGCGUCCACUCCUUACCCCCCCCUUGGCCCUCGACUUUCUCAAAGUCUCCGUCCCCCUUUUCGCUCCAUGUCUCUUAUUUUCCUGAAUUCCCUCGUGCUAAUCUUCGUCCCAUAGUCACUGAAAUUGACGUUGAGCUAAGCGACCAGCGCUCCGCCCCCAUCCCCGAUGGCCCACCUAUAGAAUACCGCAUGUACAAGCGCCGUUGGAUUGGCGUUGUGGCGAUUUUCAUUUUGAAUCUCGUCUCUGGCCUAUCGCUCGUGUGGUUUGGGCCCAUUGCUAACGACGGUGCGUCUCAUCUUAUGUCUACCAUUUUCGCAUCCCCCAACCCGAAGUCAUUGGCCGCCUUCACACGCUUGUAUCGCCGUCGCGCGCUUCCCAUGGAUUUUUCCACUGUCCCUUCCCUUCCUUGGCAUCUACAGGUCACCGACUUCGGCUUCGCCCUUAUCAUCACUUGUACUGCCUACGUGAUGUCGUAUGCUUCCUGCUAUAUCGGCGGAGUGCUACUGCUUGCGAGUGCUUGGGUGCGCUAUGCAGGGACAGCAUCGGGGUUACCGAUGGGCGGGGCGUAUGCGCUCCUGCUGAUAGGGCAGCUUCUCGCGGGUAUCACGCAGCCUAUCUUCCAGGUGCUCAUUCCGGGUUACUCGGAAAAGUGGUUCGACCUGAAGAGCCGGACAACGGCGACAAUGCUGAUGUCGAUUGCCAAUCCGAUUGGCAACGGUCUUGGCCAGCUCAUUUCGCCGCUGGUAGGUUCGCCUAGUCAGUCGGUCCUUGUCAUGGGCAUCAUUUAUACCGCAGCGGCACCAUUCGUGUUUAUCGUAACCGAUUCGCCGCCAACGCCGCCCACCCACUCUGCGUCGCAGAAGAGCCCGUCAUUUAUGUCGCUCAUACGCGCUGUGAUGGGACGAGAACCCGAUGAUCUGCCAACAUAUAUGACGAAGAGGCAGAGAUUCGAUUUUGUUGCUAUAUCGUUCGCCUUUGGCGUUCUCGUUGGGGUGAUCAAUGCGUUCUCGAUCCUCAGCGCUCAGAUUAUGGAACCGUAUGGCUACUCAGAUACCAUUUCUGGCUUGAUGGGCGCAGCGCUGCUUCUCGUGGGGAUUGUCGCUGCUUUGAUCACGGCGCCGCUCUUCGACCGUGUCUUCACGCAUCACCUUGCGCCGACGUGCAAGCUGUUGUGCCCCAUCUUGGGUGGCGCAUGGCUGAGUCUGAUCUGGGCUGUGCGACGCAAUAAUACGGGCGCGCUGUUCGCACUCAUGGCUGUCAUCGGUGCGACGAGUCUGACGUUGCUCCCAGUCGCGUUGGAAUUGGCGGUGGAACUUACCCGAAAUGCGGAUGGGAGCUCGGCGAUGUUGUGGGCCACGUCAAACCUGCUUGGCAUCGUCUUUGUUUUAUCCGAGGGCUCCUUGCGUGCCGGCGCCGACGCGAAUCCGUCAUAUAACAUGUACAAGGCGCUCAUCUUCCAGGGCGUCUUCGUGUGCACCGUGACCGCGUUUAUGGUAUUCGUCGAAGGCAAGCAGACGCGUCGCGCGCUCGACGAGCAGGCGCAGCGCGAGGCCCAGAUUGCUGAAACGCCGCGCACUCCAGCACGGGGACGGUUCAGUUCGGCAGUCGACCGAGACCACGGCUCGUCGCGGGGUAAGAGUCGAAGCCCUAGUCGAAGUCGGAGCGGGAGCGCAGAGGACUUCGGCGAGGACAAGGUGACCCUCGAGGUGUCCAGAACCCCGUCACGGACUAAAUUGGAGACCUCUUCUGAUGAUGACAAGGCCGUAUCAUGA
This is a messenger RNA of Fibroporia radiculosa, 2181 nucleotides long. RefSeq lists its product as uncharacterized. The transcript has 13 exons. Lineage: Eukaryota; Fungi; Basidiomycota; Agaricomycetes; Polyporales; Fibroporiaceae. Gene Ontology annotation, biological process: transmembrane transport. The record is from RefSeq and is a predicted model, not a curated record. Gene Ontology annotation, cellular component: membrane. The coding region runs from base 1 to 2181 and encodes 726 amino acids. Gene Ontology annotation, molecular function: transmembrane transporter activity.